GCUUUGCUUAAUUGCUUUCUCGCUCACUCACUUUGUGACUGUCCCUCUCUUUCAUUUUCCUUCAUCAUUAAAGUCACCGAGAUCACAAAGUGAUCUCGUACCAUACAAGUCAUAAAUUGUUGUCACCGUCAAAUCUCACUGGUUCAAUUUAAAACGCCGGCCGCCAAACGCCGUUAACUCACUCUCCGAUUCAGAGUAGUAUAUAGUCUCAUUUGUUGGUCUCUUGUUAUCAGCUUCAGGGAUUUCUUUGUGGGUAAAAAGGUUCAGUGAGAUCUCAUCUUUUUUAGAGCUUGGCCUAAAAAGAUCACGACUGAAGGCUGGAAACUUUCAUGAACUACAGUUAGCAGUUCCUGCUGAACAUUUACUCAUGAAGAAGCUAUUCUUUUUCAGAUCAUCUGCAUCUAGCAAUGGAAACAACAACGGGGUUCCUCCACAAUCAACAGAUAAGCAAGUUUAUUGGGAGAACUCCUUGGAAAGUGGGGCUAAUGACAAAGCUGAGAAUAGCUAUAGGAGUCCUAGGAACCUGUUUUCCAAAUCUCGUAAGCAUGCAUCUGAUUGCAAAAGCUCCAGUACCAGUUCAGGUCUUAGAAGGAGCCGCUCAUUUUCAGCAGCUGCCUUUGGUGGUGUGCUGGGACAAACCGAUUUUUCUUGCUUGAACGAUCGAAGUAGAUCUCCUUCCAGUAGUACAAGCAGUACUCUACAUAACCAAUGUGAUCAUUCAUCUCGUUGUCGGACUAUUACUCCUAAGAGGCAAUAUAAGGAAAAACGAUUUCAAGAGCCAGCUAUUCAAAAUGCCCACAGAUUAGAGAGGCCUGGUUCUGCUGGUUCUUCCAGAACCUAUAAUGACUCAUCAUCCAUUUGCUCUAGUAAUGUUUCAAGUAAGAUUGUGGACCGCUUCAUUGAUGGAGAACAACUAGAAGAAAGAAGCAGGACUAAUAAUUGUUCUUCUCAGAGAAAUUAUACUGGAAAUGCUGAGAGGCUUCCCCCACGAGUUCAGUAUAUGGCACCUAAUUCACCAACAGAAGGUGUCAAAGAGAAACCAAGGGCUCAUUCAUUCAGGGAAGUCAAAAGUUCCCGGCUUCGGCUCUCACCCAAAGAUUGGGCAGAAAAUGGAUUUGGGCAUGAAUCUCCAAGGAGACUUGCGAAGAAUGUUAUUGACAGACUCUCCCAGUGUAAUGUUUUCCCCAAAACAAGUUCAAAGGAGUUUGGGCAUGAUACUCCAAUCACGAUUGAUGAUAUUUAUGGUAGAUCCUUGGAUGGGCGCUUCAAUCCGAACUCAGGUGUGGCCCAAAAAAUUUAUCCAUUGGAUGAACCACAUGAAACAGCUACUGGGUAUCAUGGGGAGGAUAACACAGGCUUCCCAAGACGGAACCUUUUUCACAGUGGUAGAAGUGAGGAUGCGAACUCCGAUGAAAUUGAAGAUUAUGUUGAUGCAGAACUAAGAAUAAGAUUCAAAGAAGCUCAGGAAAGGAUCAUGCUUCUUUCUGAAGAACUUGAGCAGGAAAGCUUUCUUCGAGAUGGUGGGUUUGAUGUACCAUCGUUGAAUCAAACAAUUAGAAACCUAACAGAUGAGAGGAUAAGCUUGGCAGUUGAGGUUUCAAGCCUCUUACAGUCUCAAAUUGCUGAGAGGGCUUCUGCUAAGGAAGAACUCAGAUGGGCAAAGGCAGAAUUGGAGUCCCAAACCCGACGACUAGAGAAGGAGAAGAAUGAGCUUCAGUCAGGAUUGGAGAAGGAGUUAGACAGAAGGUCGAGUGACUGGUCAUUCAAGCUUGAGAGAUUUCAGUCAGAGGAGCAGAGGCUUCGUGAGCGAGUUAGAGAGCUUGCAGAGCAUAAUGUCUCACUUCAAAGGGAAGUUUCUUCUUUUAACGAGAGGGAAAGAGAGAGCAGAAGCAUUAUAACAAAUUCUGAGCAACAGCUUCAGGACCUAACUACAAAGGUUGGGGAAAUAAAAGAGGAGAAUCAAGAUUUACGACAAAAUCUCUUUGAAUUACAAGAGAAAUAUAGAGCAGCAGAAGAAGAUCGGGAAUGCAUCCAAAAAAAUUAUGAAGAGAAGGAGAAAGAGUGCAAAGAGUUGCAUAAAUCCAUUACAAGAUUACUAAGAACUUGCAGUGAACAAGAGAAGACAAUAGAUGGGUUGCGAGAAGGUUUCAGUGAAAAACUUGGGAAGUUUCAAACAGUAGAGAACUUUGAUCAGCAUGUGAAGAAAUUACAGAUGGAGCAAAUGAGGUUGACAGGAGUAGAACUUGCUUUGAGAAGGGAGUUGGAAUCUUUUGGGCUUGAAGUUGAUUCUCUUCGACAUGAGAAUAUAAACUUAUUAAACCGCUUAAAAGGUAAUGGGAAAGAGAGUAUUGCUUUAACUUUCAAGCUAGAUAAGGAAUUGUGGACCCGCACGAGUUGCCUACAGAAUCAAGGGCUGUCAAUGCUUAAUGAGAGCACCCAAUUAUGUUCAAAGUUACUAGAAUUCAUAAAAGGGAAAGCAGGCCAACUUCUUCCAGAUGCUAAGAAGGGUGUGGAAGUUAUCGGGAAUGGUUUAGAUGCACAAUUUUUUGUUGAAACCGAGGUGAAACUUCAAGGAUUUAAGCGUGGAACUGAGAGCCUAACGAGGAGUUUGCAGAUGAUUUCUACUUUGUUGCAUGAGAAGUCCACUCCAGCUGCUUCUAAAUUACAGUCAAAGUGCAUUGAUGCUGAUGGAUCGGUGCAACCAAAUGAUCAAACUUCAGAGGGUGUUACAAGAUCUGAGCUUAAAGCAGAAACUUUACUAACUAAUCUAUUAAGAGAGAAGCUGUACUCUAAAGAGCUGGAAGUUGAGCAGUUGCAAGCUGAACUUGCAACAGCAGUAAGAGGCAAUGACAUCCUCAGAUUUGAAGUCCAAAAUGCACUAGACAACCUUUCCUGUGUCACUCACAAGUUGAAGGAUCUUGAACUUCAGACGCUGAAGAAGGAUGAGAAUAUAAACCAGCUUCAAAGCAACCUCCAAGAAUCUUUGAAGGAGCUAACGAGGAUGAGAGCGAUACUGCCAAAGGUUUCAGAAGAGAGAGAUUUGAUAUGGGAGGAAGUGAAGCAAUACAGUGAGAAGAAUAUGCUAUUGAACUCAGAGGUUCAUGCAUUGAAGAAGAAGGUAGAGGCCCUUGAUGAAGACGUUCUUCUGAAGGAAGGCCAGAUUACAAUCCUAAAAGACACCCUAGUUAAAAAACCUUUUGACCUUCUUGCCAGCCCUGAUUCUUUGCAAGAUUUCCUGCUGGAAUGAUGCCGGAAAGCUGGAUUAUUAUCACACUGUUCAUAGUCCUAUACUUGUACUUUGUGCUUUGAGGCUGCUCUUGCUUUUGAACAUCUUCUUUCUUUUUUAAAGGUUUUGAUAAGGAGUAAAAGAAACAUACCGUGGUUCUUUUGUGAUUGGCCCCGUUCACAUAAUUGUAUGUAGUUGGUUUACCAGCUUAGCAAUACCAGGAGAAUGUCUUUGCAAUUCAUUUCAAUGUCUCUCUUGGAAGAA
Messenger RNA from Alnus glutinosa, 3490 nucleotides. RefSeq lists its product as uncharacterized. The transcript has 6 exons. Bases 368 to 3247 code for a protein of 959 amino acids. The record is from RefSeq and is a predicted model, not a curated record. Lineage: Eukaryota; Viridiplantae; Streptophyta; Magnoliopsida; Fagales; Betulaceae.